Populus euphratica (Euphrates poplar) is the source of this 1312-nucleotide messenger RNA. RefSeq names its product Phospholipase A2 family protein. Bases 149 to 895 code for a protein of 248 amino acids. The transcript is spliced from 3 exons. The record is from RefSeq and is a predicted model, not a curated record. Gene Ontology annotation, biological process: arachidonate secretion; phospholipid metabolic process. Lineage: Eukaryota; Viridiplantae; Streptophyta; Magnoliopsida; Malpighiales; Salicaceae. Gene Ontology annotation, molecular function: A2-type glycerophospholipase activity.
AAAAAAAAAAAAACCAAAAACUUUACUCGCGAAGCUUCUGUCCGCCAACAGAAAUUGUCGACUAGCAGACAUAAUCGAUGAAAAAAUAUGAAGUUUACUAGAAAAUCAGUUCUGAAUUUUUUGACAUGGUGAUUUAUUGUGUUUCUCGAUGAUGAACUUUGAAGAGUUUAAGGUUAAUACCCCAUGGUUCAAGAUGACUUCAAAUAAGGAUUCGGGAACAAAUCCUAAACCAGCAACUGCGGUUUUAUCAAUGGGUUCUAUGAUGGGACAGCCGGGGCAACAACCACGUUUUGAUAUCAAGUUCUGGGGAUGGUCGCUUUUAACGAUUGUUCCAUGGGCUAUCAAUGCGAAAGAUAAAAUUAGAGCACCAGAUACCAUAAACAAGAAGUUGAAAGGACACGCCCAGUCGCGUGGGGUUGUUGACAGUGGUGGUGGUAGGGGCAAUCCUUUGCGGUUUAGACCUUAUGUUUCUAAGGUCCCGUGGCAUACUGGUGCAAGAGCCUUUCUUUCUCAGUUAUUUCCACGAUAUGGUCAUUAUUGUGGGCCGAAUUGGUCAAGCGGGAAAGAUGGGGGUUCUCUUCUUUGGGAUAAGCGGCCGAUUGAUUGGUUGGAUUACUGCUGUUAUUGCCAUGAUAUUGGUUACGACUCUCAUGAUCAAGCUGAACUGUUAAAGGCUGACUUGGCAUUUCUUCAGUGCCUGGAGAGGCCGCAUAUGGCUACCAAAGGAGAUGCUCACGUAGCUCACGUUUACAAGACGAUGUGUAUCACAGGUUUAAAGAACAUGCUUAUACCAUACAGAACACACCUUGUGAAAUUACAGUCUGGUCAACCUUUGAUAAAUUUUGAGUGGCUGAGCAAAGUGAAAUGGAUAAGAUGGAAUUUGCAGAAAACUUGAUGAUAACCAGUUCUCAGAGUAGCCUGUUACAAUAUUGAAGCAAAAUCAAGGCAUGCGCAUGGGUUUCAGUUUCGUUGUUAUGUUUUUGCUGCGGCCCGAUGCCUGGUGCUUCUAGGUAGGUAAAGUGCCUAAGGAUCAUGGCUUAUCUUGGAGAUUGAGAUGCCUGGAUCUCAUUUUAAAUUUGCACAUAUGCAUAAUGUUAUUGUAAAUAAUUCCAGGACUUGCUUGCUAUUGUUCCGAGUUAUGUUUGUUCAAUGUUGCCAUUUAUAAGAGAUGCUAUGCAGAACCUGCAUAUCGUAGGCAGAUAUUAGUGUUUAAAGACUUGAUCAUAUGCCCUCGUUAUAUUUAUUUUUGCCUGGAAUGGAGUAUUCUUAUCCAUGAAAUCUCAUGAUUUGAAACAUUCUGAAAAUUAAGCUU